AUGUCGAGCCAAGGAAGUAUCAUAUCGCAACGCAUUUAUUUCUGGGGUUCUUCCCCACUGUUUCGCCAAAACAACGUACUUCCAUUUUGGACGAGUUGCUGGCCACCUUUGACCUUAUCCUUCAACUUCCGCAAGCAGUGCAUUCUUCAAUGUUCUGACUUGAAUCACCCUUCGCCUCUCUGUCGUUGGUCAACUGGUCGUCCACAGUUCUUUUUAUUCCGAACCCUUCGAUCCAUCGUGAACACCGAUGGUCGGAGACGUAUCCGAAAUCAAGAAGAGUCAAUAUUCAAACGUUCAAGCUCAACUUGUGUCAUGGGUGAUCCAGACGCCUGUACCGGUUUUGGUUCCCAAAAACGACCGCCUUCCAACUCCACUUCCCCACCUGCUUAG
Messenger RNA from Marasmius oreades (fairy-ring Marasmius), 390 nucleotides. RefSeq lists its product as uncharacterized. The transcript has a single exon. The record is from RefSeq and is a predicted model, not a curated record. The coding region runs from base 1 to 390 and encodes 129 amino acids. Lineage: Eukaryota; Fungi; Basidiomycota; Agaricomycetes; Agaricales; Marasmiaceae.